AUGAGGGAAGAGUCCGAGUCCGAGUCCUCCAGCUCCAGCUCCGACAGCGACGGGACCCGGAGCGAGGAAGGCGGGGAAGGCGGAGAUGUCGAGGCGCCGGGCUCCGAUGACGAGGCUGAGCCCGCAGAUCCCGAGGCUGUGGCUCUGGAAAAGGAGGCGGGAGACGAUCUCUAUCCAGAGUAUCCAGACGACGAGUCAGAAAGAGAGGAAGCGAUUCAGACCAGAACAGCCAUCAUGAAGGAAAGAGCCGCCAAAAAGGCGGCAUCCACGAUGUCUCUGUCUCGCUCCUGGACAAGAAGAACUUCCGGGGCAGAGAGCCCCCGCUCCCCGAGGUCGCCAGGGCGCGACUGGGCAGAGGGCGGCGACAGCUUCUCUCCCAAGCGAAGCGAAAAAGAGCCCAGUGACCCAGGCGACCCCAGCGGCGACGGCGACCCGAGCCCUCGCCGGCGAAAGUUCCGCCUCUGUGGUUUCGGAGUGCUUUCGCGGUUCCGGGCCUGUGGAGCCUGCUCAAGGCGCGUCGCACGAUGCUGCAGGCCCUGUGUCCGAUUCCUCAGACUUUUGUCAUGGCUUUGGGCUGGCUUUGAGUCCAGAUGCAAGCACGUGGCUUUUGCCAUCCGUUGCCUUUGCUGUCCCCUCGUCCUUUUGCUGGCAAUUUCCCGCUGUUGCUGUGGAAGCUCAGAUUCAGACGAACCAACAUCAACUUCGCGCUCAAAGCCGGUGAGGAAGAAGAGCGCACGCUCGAUGUCCCGAGGCUUCUCCCGAAGCGGCAGUAUGGCAGCAGGCCGCUCGUCAAUGAGCAGGAGUGGCACCUCCAUCCGCUUCUCCCAAGGCCCCAGCCACCAGCCCAAGAGCACCAUCAAAGUGGCGCACCCUCGCCUGCCUCAGGCAGAGCAGGAACAGAAGAAGGCCUCUGCGAGGGAGAGGUUCCGGGAACUGCGCCGGGAAAUGACCUCUGAUGCCGCGGAGCCUGCGGAGCUGGAGCAGCCACGGCAUGGCACCCUGCAGCGGGGCCAGAGUGGCUUGCGGGCGUCGAAGUCCUUUAUGGCCAAAGCACUUGCCCGCGGAGACAGCAGCUUCUCCGAGGCUCCGGAGCCCACCGGUCUCGCGGCCUUGGAUUGGACGGCCUGGUUGCCCUGGAACUGGGGCUCCACAUACGAGGUUUGGAAAGAAUCUCGCGUUGAGAUGUGGGCUAAUCUUGACAAGAUUCUGGAUGAAAUGGACAAGGAAGACCAGAGCAAAGUCACCGGUGAUGUCAUACGAUCACCGCUUCAGAGAAAGUAUGUCCGUGCCUGGCGCAUUUUCAUUUUUGCCUAUUGGGAUCCUUUCUUGGAUCUCCUUCCUACUUGGAAGACGGCGGUUGCCAUCUUGAUCAGCUCUCUGAUGAUAAUUCCAAUCUCCGGCUUUGUUGUAGCAUCUGUUCUGCUGGUGUCCAGUCUUCUACGCAACAUGGAGUAUGUUGAAGGUGACUGUCAGAUAGAGGCGCUGCCGGAUGCGUUCGAAACCAAGAAGGGCGUGGUGACGGAAGUUACAGGGACCUACCUCAUCAGGCGUUUCUACGAUGCCUCCGCCGAGCGAACCGAGGGCUUCGUGCUGCAACCUUGCCACAUUAGCGUGCCUUGUGAGCACGAAGACAUUGCUCUCACAGGCUUUCUGGAGAGGGAGAAAUGUGACAAGUUUCGAAUUUGGGCCUGGAGAGAUCCCGUGACUUGCUAUUAUCAUCAGGACGAUGAGUAUGGAAGUGCCCGUCGGGACCUCCUUUGUCUCUCUCGGCCUAGUGACCUUCAAGAAGAGAUCUUCGGAGUGGUGAUUGCCGGUGCGGCAGUGCUUGUGGCGAUUCUGAUUGUCAUUGUGGUGCUGAUUCGCCGGGCGCUCGACAGACGGGAAGCACAGAGGUUCCAAGAAGAAUGGGAGCGCCAGCUGGAGAAGCAGAGGGCAGAAGCGGAGGAGCGCGAGAAGGAGGAGGAAGCUCGGAGACAAAAAGAGGAACACCAACGGCGAGCAGAUGCGCACGAGGAAAUGGAGGACAUCGACGAUAAAGAUUGGGGACCUGACAAAUCAAAGUCCUUCUCCAAGCAGAAUACGAGGCUGACGCUGACGUUGUUGCACGAGGCGACCCAGUCGGAGUCCUUUUCUGUCAGCUUGGCCCCAUCAGAGUCUGUCUUACAGUCUGGCCGAACUCGAUUCGUUUCUGCACCUCCGGUAUAA
Symbiodinium sp. CCMP2456 is the source of this 2205-nucleotide messenger RNA. Lineage: Eukaryota; Dinophyceae; Suessiales; Symbiodiniaceae. The record is from the annotation of a GenBank genome assembly.